UCCGGGUGAUGCCUUUCCUGCGGAGAAUAAAAAUACACUUUUACCAGUCCUGCUAGACCAGUUAUGUCUAGCACUCAAUGGGACAACGAAACACCAUUUUAUGUCAUGGACGUUACUGUUCGUGUUUUUGUUCAUGAAAAAUAGACACUACCACGUCCAGACGCCCGGUGCUGGUGAGCUAAUAAGCCGCGUAGGUGGCUGACCUGUGCUUGUAUCAUGUCUGUGUCGUUACCAUCCGGCGACAUGCUUGAGACAUCUCCGGGAUAUCCAUUUGAGGAAAUUAAUUAUGAGGACAUUGAAGUAGAGGAGGUAGUGGGGAGAGGAGCUUUUGGAGUGGUUUGCAGAGCCAAUUGGAAAGGUAAAGACGUUGCUAUCAAGACCAUUGAAAGUGAAUCGGAGAGAACAGCCUUCUUUGUUGAGCUCCGGCAACUUUCGCGUGUAAAUCAUCCCAAUAUUGUGAAGUUAUAUGGCUCUUGCAGCAACCCAGUCUGUCUUGUCAUGGAGUAUGCUGAAGGAGGCUCACUGUACAACGUGCUGCAUGGUGCUGAACCACUACCCUGUUACUCUGCUUCCCAUGCCAUGAGCUGGUGUUUACAGUGUUCCCAGGGUGUGGCCUACCUCCAUGGCAUGAAACCGAAGGCUCUGAUCCACAGGGACCUCAAGCCACCCAAUUUGCUGCUUGUUGCUGGUGGCACUGUACUCAAGAUAUGUGACUUUGGAACGGCAUGUGACAUUCAGACUCAUAUGACAAACAACAAAGGCAGUGCAGCAUGGAUGGCCCCAGAGGUAUUUGAAGGUAGCAAUUACAGCGAGAAGUGUGAUGUGUUCAGCUGGGGGAUCAUUCUCUGGGAGGUGGUCACACGCAGGAAGCCCUUUGAUGAAAUCGGAGGACCAGCGUUCCGUAUUAUGUGGGCUGUGCACAAUGGCACAAGACCACCUUUAAUCAAAACUUUACCCAAGCCAAUUGAAAAUUUGAUGACCCGCUGCUGGUCUAAAGAUCCUUCUCAGCGGCCUUCCAUGGAGGAGAUUGUGAAAAUCAUGACUUAUCUAAUGCAGUACUUCCCAGGGUCUGAAGAACCCCUGCAAACUCUGUAUCAAUAUUCAGACGAUGGCCAGAGCAACCCUGCAACUAACACGGGUCCAUAUGCGGACUCCACUACCAACAAAUGCGAUGCCAACAUUGAGCACACUGAUUCUCAGAGAAGUAACGACACUAUUAAGAGUGCACCCCAAUUUGCAGCUCACUUCAAGCCUAAGGGAGACCCAUUAAGGUCACUGCCUCUAUCCAGAGGGGGUAGUUUUGAGAGUCUACCUGCUCGAUCUUCUGACAAACGAAUGAGUGCUGACCUUUCAGAGUUGGAGCUUAAGUUGUCGGGAUGUAUACCAGCAGCACGCCCGCAGUAUAAACGAGGUCACCGUAAAACAGCAUCCUAUGGCACCAUUCUGGAUGUUCCCAAGAUCGUCGUCACAGCCACACGUGAACCUCAAAGGCGCCGUUCUGUUCAAGAUUUGCCAGGCAUUGGCAUUGAGUCCACCCAGGGAAGUAUGAAUAGUAGCCGUUCUUCUAGUCCCAGUGUGAGGAUGCCUCCUGACAAGGGUAACAGCAGGGGUUACUUCUCCCCUGAUGACUCCGCAGACACCAACGGCUCAGACAAUUCAAUUCCCAUGGCUUACCUCACCCUUGAUCACCAGCUGCAGCCACUUGCUCCUUUCCCCAAUUCUAAAGAGUCCAUGGCUGUGUUUGAGCAGCACUGCAAAAUGGCACAAGAAUAUCUAAAAGUGCAAACAGAGAUCGCUCUGUUAAUCCAGAGGAAAAAGGAACUCAUUGCUGAACUGGACCAAGAUGAGAAGGACCAGCAGAACACGUCCCGUCUGGUGCAGGAACACAAAAAACUACUGGAAGAGAACAAGAGUCUAUCCACAUACUACCAGAAGUGCAAAAAACAGCUGGAGCUGAUCCGGGUCCAGCAACAGAAGAGACAGGGGACUUUGUGAUGAGAUUGCCACCACAGAUAUUCGAAGAACUCCUGACAUCCAACAUGUGCGUGUGCACACCAGCUAACACGCACGCACACGCGCUCACACCGGUUCAGUCCAGCGCUGGUGUGGCCUGCAUGUCACACUGUGGUCUCCGCAUCUGUCCAGCAGUAAUGUGUCUUCUGUCAUUAUUUUUGCACAUAUUCACAGUGUAAUCUGUGAAUGCAGACCAAACAAUCACUGGAACUCAGAGCUUACUGGGCUUCAGUUGGGAGCUUUGCUUCUAUGCAGCUGAGUGUGACAGCAGGCUGGUGAGGGUUGUUUGUGUAUAUUACAUGUUGCUCUCAGGGCCUCUUGGCAGACCAGUUGAUGUUUCUUUCCCUCCAUUCCUUAAGCAUUCUCUGGUACCCAUUUAGCAGCCAAUGUCAAAAAUAGGAAACGAGGAAAGCUGCUUUCAAGCAACACGAAUGCGCGCAGAAUUCAAUGUCAAAGACUAUUGACACCUGUGUUUGUAGAAACACUGGUAUGGAAAUGUAUGUACACCCCUAAUAUUUUCUUUUCGAUGGCAGAGAUGAUGGUGAAUUCCACCAGAGGUCUGACAUCUAAUACAGGGAGUCCACGAGUUCCAUUCCUACGCUGGCGACGUAACCCGAAUUUACGCAAAAGUUAGAUUUCACCGUUAAAAGUAGGGAUGUCCCCGAUCUGAUCACGUGAUCGGAAAUCGAGCCGAUCGCGCCGUUUUUCAGAGGAUCCGAAUCGUGUGCAAAGUAUUGUUUUUAAUUUAAAAAUAUAUUUUUUAUCUAUUUUUUUAAAGGGCUAAAAACUAGCAAUCAAGAAAUACAAUGGCAUUGCCAAAAGAAACUAAAGUACGUUUUAUACUCCACAACACUCCUGGAAAAUGCAGAAGUACUGUAAACAUUACAGUAUUGUAACCUGUUUGAAAGUUUUGUUCAAGUUUAUUUAUUGAAAAAAAAAUAUAUUCUCCGGUAUUGGAUCGGGACUCUUUAUCGGCAGAUUUUCAAAAUCAGGUGACUGACUCGGGUGCAAAAAAAUGUGAUCGGGACAUCCGUAGUUAAAAGUCUAAAUUUACGUCAAAACACUUCGGGAAAAAAAGAAUAUUCAAAUGAAAAAAUUAGAUGCUGUACGUACCAUUAGUACUGAAAGGUGGAUCGAGAUUUUUUUUUUUUUUUUUUUUUAUGGUUUAUUUUCAACCAAAAGCACGGCACACGAUUGCUAAAACAAAACAGGCCGUGAGAGCUACGUACACCGCUGCUUUGGCGUAAUUUUAGGAGAUUGAAUAAUUUGAGAAAAAAAGUAUAAUUGCGAGAUUAAAGUCAUUAUAUUACUGUAGCGUCUCCAAGAACAAUUUGUUCAGGUUCAGGUCAGACUCCAUGUCGAGCUGUUUCUCCUCCGCGUAAAGAGGAGCCAGUUGAAGUGGCUCGGGCAUCUGGUUCGGUUGUCUCCUGGAGAGGUGUUCUGGGCAUGUCUCACCGGCAGGAGGUCACGUGGACGACUCAGGACACGCUGGAGUGACUAUGUCUCAUCUGGCCUAGGAACGCCUGGUAUCCCGCUGGUUGAAGUGGCUGGGGAGAUGGGAGUCUGGGAUUCCCUGCUAAAACUGCUACCCCCGCGACCAGAUCCCAGAUUAAGUGGUAGAUAAUGGGUGGAUGUAAAUAUACAAAAAAAUAAUAAAGUAAAUACCGUACUGGCCCGAAUAUAAGACAGCCCUGAGACGACCCCCUUUUUCAAGACUCAAGUUUGAAUAAAGACUUUUUGAACACCAAAUUAGUUUUUAUACAGAAAAUAAUUACAGUACAUCUGAAACAAAUGAUUAUAACAAUAUAUUUGAGAGAAAAAGCAUGUUAUUUUGCCUCAUUCAAAUCUUAAUAUCUGAACAUUUAAAUAUGUAUACUAAAGUGCGGUCACAUUCGUAAAUGCAUGGCUUCUGGUUUUUUAAAUGUAAAUAAACCAAUCUACUGUGACAAAACAAAAUUGCAAUAGCUGCAAUAGCCAUCAAAGUGAGGUCUAACUGUAACUAGUCUUGAAACAAAUCUGAAUAAGGAAAAACAUUGCAAUAAAAUAAUGCAAACUGGUUAAACUUGAGAGUAGCUGAGAUCUGUCAUAACAAAACAUUACUCCUCAAGUUUAGCAUUUGCUUCAAUGAUAUCUGGCGCCAUCUAGCGUCGUGAAUGGGUGUAAUGUCUAGACCCCGAAUAUAAGAUGACGCCCACUAUUUCAGUCUUAUUUCAAUGCAAAAAACACAGUCUUAUAUUCGGGCCAAUAUGGUAAAAACAAAGUUUUAUAUAAGUUUAGCAGUCAUUAAAGACACCAUAAUCAGUAUCUUCUUGAAUUUGCGCUGUGAGCCACUUGCAUUAGUGUUGUGGAAAUUGGGGUUCGUGCUUUUGCCAAUUUGCUGUCGUGCUUAGGCAAUUGGGUAUCGUGUUGUGGCAGUUUGCAUUUGUGCUUUUUUCUUUUUGCAAAGCGUUUGGACUUUCCAAUUUGCCUGACAUUUCUCAGCCACCGUACACAAAACAUAACACUUAGCAUUGAAGUCUAAAACAUACAUGCAACCCGAUUUGUUACAUUAUUAAACUUACUUCUAUGUUUCGGAACCGGAAGUUUAGUUUAGUAGAGGUGGAUGGUGGGUUGUGGUUUUUUGUGGUUAAAUUGCAGCUGAAUGCAUGGAACACGACUACUGUGACACCAACAAAACAAAACCAAUACAACCCCUGCGCCGCCUCCAACUCAUCCACCCUUCUCUCUCACUCCAGUCACACGUGGUGUGUUUAGGGACAGCGGAGAAAACACAUCAGUAUUGCCACCUGAAGCAUACAUGCAACCUGAUUCGUUAUAUUACCGUCCAUAUUUUUUACAAUAUUCUAAGGCUGCAGCUAUUGAUUAUUUAGGUAAUCGACUAAUCAGAUUACAAAUAUUUAUUGUGUUGCAGAAUAAAUUUUAUGAGGUGGAAAACAAGUGUUUACGGUUGCGAUAAUUUAUUUUGACUUAUAAAGAUUGCACUUUUUUUUUUUUUUUAAAGUGCAUUAAAUGCAAAUACAAAAUAAAAUACCUGAGUUUUUUCAAACUAUGCAGGAUUACAUUUUAUUUUCACAAGAGCAGUAAAGGCAUUUAAAACAAUUUUAAUAUCUGAGCUUAGCCUCAAACAGUAUUAGGAAAAAAAUAAAUGAUCUACGUAAAACUUCAGAACAAUGGGCUGACUUGCAUGGCAAAAGUCCGCUAGCUUAAUUAUUUUUUUAACAGUGCUCUCAAAUCAUUCAAAAACAUUUCCAAAACUAAUACCGAAUGCAUAAAUAAGCAUAUUAGCUCAAACAUACCUUAUGUUGGUCUUAACCGGGAGCAGCUGGACUCAUGGAGUCAUGUUAGACGAGUUAUAGCAUAUUACGUCCCAAGGACAGCUCGCGAAGGGCGUAACAAAACAAGCCACACAAGUGGACACAAAUUAAUUCACGAUAAUCAAACUUGCAAAAUGCAGAAGAAGCGCAGCUUCAGGGUAAGCCCAGGCCAAAACAACAUACGAAAGGAACUACACUUAAACCCCACCUGCUAGCUAAAACUUGAUCGUUAAAAGGAAAGAACUAAAAGACAGCCACUAUCCUAGCUUCCUACUCUAAACAAAACAAGAGAAAAUGGGUUGAACAGAAAUGGCAGCUUACCCUUACUGCUUCAGUGCUCUUAUUUAAAGUGGCGAACAAAAACGAUCCAAUAACGAAUAAACAAAAAACACCUCACCGAAAAAGCGGGAGUGUAUCAACUAGCGAUCAAACGCACGCGAGAGUGAAUGGUGAGCAAACAACUGGCGAGGAGGACCGCGGCACGAAUGCUGUCAAAUGCGACCUCCCAGUGCGUUGACAGCGGCAGGUUCAUGAAGCUUGGCGCCUUUUCGUCGUGGCCAUUCGGCGGCGGGAACGUCAUCUGUCCGUCUGGCGUCGAUCGGCUUACGUCACAGUGGGAGGGGAGGCAACCAGCUGGCGGAGGUGACAAUCAGCUGACUGAAGGCUUCUCAAAAUAAUACAACAGUUAAACGGCCAGGGUCGUCACAUGGCAUAUCUACUGUUGCCACCAGAGGGCAGAGUAUCCACCAAACGAAUCAUCGAAGCAACAAAACUUGAUUCAAAGCUUUUUUCCUAAUCGAGUUAAUUGAUUCAUCGUUGCAACACUAGUUUCUUUUGACUUUGAGUGUUGGCGACGUAAGGUCUCAGUCAACACAAAACUGCUUUUGGCGACAAGCAAACAAAUUUUUGAGCGAAUGUUUAACUCUGGUCUGAAUGCAUAUUAUCUUUACUGAUGUUCGUUGGCAUUUCUCUGAUCCUUUUCCGAUGUUAAGCUUCGUUCCCUUAGUAAUUACUUUUAUUUUGGCUGGACCGAGAAGACUCAACUUUCUUCUUUGGGGCCAUAAUGUGGAAAAAAGGUUGCAAAAAAGGCAUAGAUACUGCCAGUGCGCAAACACAGAUGAGCACUAUGCACUAGCUAAGCAGAAACUAUAGCGCUGGUGAUUAAAUAAAUGACAGACAAGGCACGGGUGUCGUAAAGUCGAAAGGUAGGUCGAGGACAUCGUAACCCGAGGACUCCCUGUAUUUGUUUCAAAGAUGAAUGUUUCUUAUUAAAAGAGAAUUUUAAAAAUCCUGAAUGUGUGAUACACACAAAGUUCGCUUUUAGAGCUACUAUGAGACGCUUUAAAACAUUUUUCUAUUUGACCGAAGUGUUGUUUUCAUUCUAAAUGUUUUUUUGUUUUUUUUUCUGUGUGUAUGUUACAUUUGUUCGUCAUGUUUGGUUUAUAACAUUUUAUCUGGUCUGGUAACCCUCAUGAAGAGGUCCAUACAUUAGUUUUUAGUUCACAAGUUGCCUUAGAAGUUGCCUGCAUUUUAAGUGCUUCACUUGUUUUAUGUGACAGGGAGAUUAAAAAAAAAAGGCAUUCAUGUCAUGGACAUUGGAAAAAAACGUGUUAAUUUUGUGUUGCAAGUAAGAGUGAUGUAUGCAUUCCUCUUGCUGUGCACCUGAAAAUGAUGAAAUUGUACGCUGUAGGAGUAUCGCUGGUUGUGUUUUGUUCUAAAUCUUAAAUUCAUAUUGCUGAAAUGUUUUUGCACAAUCGCUGUUUUAUCUGUCAAGUAGAAGUCAAACUAAACUUUUCAAAAUUAAAGGGACACUCCAGUGGACCUCGACAUCAAUAACUUAUUUGUGUCAAAGAAAAAAAUUGUUAGCAUUAGGGCGCUGGAAGUCACAGCAGGGGAUACUUGAGGAUCUUUUUUUUUAGUUUUUCCACAUCCAAAAACUACAACGGAGGAUUAGGGCCAAAAAAGGAGAAUAAAGGCUUCAUCAAGUCGUGACCUCCAACUCUCACUGGGGUGGUUCGCAGCGGAGUGUGAAGCGGUUGGGAUGAAGAUCAGCACCUCCAAAUCCGAGACCAUGGUCCUCAGCCGGAAAAGGGUGGCAUGCCCUCUCCGGGUCGGGGAUGAGAUCCUGCCCGGAGUGGAGGAGUUCAAGUAUUUUGGGGUCUUGUUCACGAGUGAGGGUAGGAGGGAGCGGGAGAUUGACAGGCGGAUCGGUGCAGCGUCUGCAGUGAUGCGAACUCUGCACCGGUCCGUUGUGGUGAAGAAGGAGCUGAGCUAAAAGGCGAAGUUCUCGAUUUACCGGUCGAUCUACAUUCCUACCCUCACCUAUGGUUACGAGCUGUGGAUCGUGACCGAAAGAACAAGAUCCCAGAUACAAGCAACCGAAAUGAGUUUCCUCCGCAGGGUGUGCGGGCUCUCCCUUCGAGAUACGUAGGGUGAGAAGCUCGGUCAUCCUGGAGGGGCUUGGUGUCGAACCGCUACUCCUCCGCGUGAAGAGGCGCCAGUUGAGGUGGCUCGGGCAUCUUGUUCGGAUGCCUCCUGGACGCCUCCCUGGAGAGGUGUUCCAGGCAUGUCCCACCAGCAGGAGGCCCCGGGGACAACCCAGGACACACUGGAGAGACUGUCGCUCGGCUGGCCUGGGAAGGCCUUGGAAACCCGCCGGAGGAGCUGGCUGAAGUGGCUGGGGAAAGGGAAGUCUGGGCUUCCCUGCUAAAGCUGCUGCCCCUGCGACCCGACCUCAGACUAAGCAGAAGACUUGGAUGGAUGGAUAAAGGAGAAUAAAAAAGGGCUAUGAGAUUAAAGUCGCACUGGUACUACGCAGGGGCGAAAGUGGGCCGGAGUUUUAGGACCGGAAGACCGUUCCGGCAUACGGUGCUUUGAUCCCUAGAAGAUGAGGGCAAUUGUCAAAACUCCAUAUUAAAAAAAAAAAAAAAACUGCUUCACACGCAUCUCCAAAAAGAACAAUCUACUAACGUCAGAUUUACAUACACAAGUGUUAACAACAAGCCUAAUAAAGUGCUUGUGUAGCGUAAUGCGUUUCCACCGAUAUUUAUUAUUCAUUUAUUUAUUCUACGUUGUUCUUUCCAGCGUCUCUAUCAUGCGCGGAUCAGUUUAAGAGGGGGGCUGUGGUGGCCGAAAAGUGUCAUUGCAUGUAUUUGACUUUCCUAUAUAUGAUUUUAAAAUGAGAGUUUUCUGGUAAAAUAUUGUCUACAAAGGUUGUAAAGCAA
Molecule: messenger RNA, 8551 nt
Organism: Corythoichthys intestinalis (scribbled pipefish)
Lineage: Eukaryota; Metazoa; Chordata; Actinopteri; Syngnathiformes; Syngnathidae
Gene: map3k7
Product: mitogen-activated protein kinase kinase kinase 7
Exons: 18
Coding region: 217-1995 (592 amino acids)
Biological process (GO): immune response; JNK cascade; protein phosphorylation
Molecular function (GO): magnesium ion binding; ATP binding; MAP kinase kinase kinase activity
Source: RefSeq, a predicted model, not a curated record